AUGGCUGAGAUCAAGACCGUAGAAUUCAAGCCUUUCCAGGACCAGAAGCCCGGCACGUCGGGUCUUCGCAAGAAGGUCACAGUCUUCCAGCAGCCGAACUAUAGCGAGGCCUUUGUGGCAAGCAUUCUGCUUUCGAUUCCCGAGGGUGUUAAGGACUCCUUCCUUGUCAUUGGAGGCGAUGGUCGAUACUGGAACCCCGAGGUCGUCCAGCUGAUUGCCAAGAUUGGCGCUGCAUAUGGCGUCAAGAAACUUCUCGUCGGCCAGAAUGGCAUUCUCUCGACCCCGGCCGCUUCGCAUGUCAUCCGUCUUCGCAAAGCCACUGGUGGUAUCCUGCUGACCGCCAGCCACAACCCUGGAGGCCCCAAGGAAGACUUUGGCAUCAAGUACAACCUGGCCAACGGUGGUCCCGCCCCCGAGUCGGUCACCAGCAAGAUCUACGAAACCUCCAAGACCCUCACUUCGUACAAGAUCGCCUCUAUCCCCGAGAUCGACAUCUCCACCAUUGGUACUCAAACCUACGGUGAUCUCGAGGUCGAAAUCAUCGACAGCACCGCCGAUUACAUUGAUAUGCUCAAGGAUAUUUUCGACUUCGACCUGAUCAAGAAGUUCUUUUCCACUCACCCCGACUUCAAGGUCCUCUUCGAUGGUCUGCACGGCGUGACUGGCCCUUACGGCAAAGCCAUCUUUGACAAGGAGCUCGGACUCACUGGAGCUACCCAGAACUGCGAGCCCAGCCCCGACUUCAACGGCGGCCACCCCGAUCCCAACCUCGUCUACGCUCACUCGCUUGUCGAGGUCGUGGACAAGAACAACAUCCCCUUCGGUGCUGCUUCGGAUGGCGAUGGCGACCGCAACAUGAUUUACGGCGCCAAUGCCUUUGUCUCGCCCGGUGAUUCACUGGCGAUCAUUGCCCACUACGCCCACCUGAUCCCCUAUUUCAAGAAGAAUGGUGUCAACGGUCUUGCGCGUUCUAUGCCCACUUCUGGCGCUGUCGACCUUGUCGGAAAGGCCCAGGGACUGGACGUCUACGAGGUCCCCACUGGCUGGAAGUUCUUCUGCGCCCUGUUUGAUGCCAAGAAGCUCUCCAUCUGUGGCGAAGAGAGUUUCGGUACUGGCAGCGACCACAUCCGUGAGAAGGAUGGUCUCUGGGCUGUCAUUGCCUGGCUCAACAUCAUUGCCGGUAUCGGUGUCGAGAAGCCCGGUGUAACACCCUCCAUUAAGGAGAUCCAGAAGGAAUUCUGGACCAAGUAUGGCCGCACCUUCUUCACACGCUACGAUUACGAGAACGUGGACUCGGAUGGUGCCAACAAGGUUGUCAGUGAACUCCAGGACCGCGUUGCCGACUCCAACUUUGUUGGCAGCAAGAUCGGCGAACGCACUGUCACGGACGCUGGCAACUUUUCCUACACCGAUCUCGACGGUUCCGUCGCCUCCAACCAGGGCUUGUACGCGCGUUUCUCCUCGGGCAGCCGUAUCGUUGUCCGCCUCUCCGGCACCGGCUCAUCAGGCGCUACUAUUCGGUUGUACAUUGAGCAGCACAGCAGUGACCCCGCGACCUACGAGCAGGAUGCGCAGGACUUCCUCAAGGCCGAGGUCAAGUUUGCGAUCGAGUUGCUCAAGUUCAAGGAGCAUGUUGGUCGUGACGAGCCUGAUGUCAAGACAUAA
Molecule: messenger RNA, 1665 nt
Organism: Emericellopsis cladophorae
Lineage: Eukaryota; Fungi; Ascomycota; Sordariomycetes; Hypocreales; Bionectriaceae
Product: phosphoglucomutase
Exons: 4
Coding region: 1-1665 (554 amino acids)
Biological process (GO): carbohydrate metabolic process
Cellular component (GO): cytosol
Molecular function (GO): phosphoglucomutase activity; magnesium ion binding
Source: RefSeq, a predicted model, not a curated record